Molecule: messenger RNA, 6633 nt
Organism: Lampris incognitus (smalleye Pacific opah)
Lineage: Eukaryota; Metazoa; Chordata; Actinopteri; Lampriformes; Lampridae
Gene: dennd5b
Product: DENN/MADD domain containing 5B
Exons: 22
Coding region: 230-4201 (1323 amino acids)
Molecular function (GO): small GTPase binding; guanyl-nucleotide exchange factor activity
Source: RefSeq, a predicted model, not a curated record
GCUCCGCGCGAGCCGCCCGCCUGCCCGUCAGCCCCUCCGCCGCCAAAACGAACCGAAGUGCCGCGUCGAAGAGUCGGAACGCGUCUCCGGAGCUCUUCCCUGCCGACGGGCAACCACCCACCCACCCUCCACCCGCCGCAGAGAGUUGUUGGUGAAGUCGGGUUACCUUCUUUGUCCGGAGAUGUGCUGCCGCCCCGGCGGGCAGCAGUGAGCCGCGGAGGGAGCCAGGAUGAGCGGCAGCCCCGCCGCGUCCGCCGCCGCGGCGCCCUGCCGCUUCGCGCACUACUUCGUGGUGUGCGGGAUAGACGCCGAGACCGGGCUGGAGCCGGACGAGCUAGCCGCUUUGUACCAAUGGCUUGAAGCAGACCUCCAUGGCAGGGACCCCAGUGCCGCGACCACAGGGGAGAACUUUGAGCAGAGCCCACUCAAGAGGACCUUCAAGUCCAAAGUUCUCGGCCACUACCCAGAGAAUGUGGAGUGGAACCCCUUUGACCGGGAUGCAGUCAACAUGCUCUGCAUGCCCAAAGGCCUGUCCUUCCGGACGCAGGCCGACCAGCGCCAGCCACAGUUCCACUCCUUCAUCAUCACGAAGGAGGACGGCUCUCGGACCUACGGCUUCGUCCACACCUUCUAUGAGGAGGUGACAAGCCCCCAAAUCUGCUCUGCCAUGCAGACCCUCUACCAGAUGCACAACGCAGAACACGCCUCCGCCAACCCCACCUCUUGCUCCGCAUCCUCCUCCUCUUCCUCCUCCUCAAGUAUGGACUCCCUUGCCAGCAGUCUAGAUGAGGUCGACUCCCCUUCCCCCUCCUCUUCUUCCUCCUCUUCUUCAUCCCAGGGCGGCAGUGGCAGCUAUGACUCAUCGCGGGACACCCUCUACGUGUCGAAGGCCCUGUGCCUCAUCACGCCCAUGCCAUUCAUGCACGCCUGCCGGCGCUUCCUGUCCCAGCUGCACAGGGCUGUAACGGGCACCACCCCUCCCCCGCUGCCCCUGGAGAGCUACAUCCACAACAUCCUGUACGAGGUGCCGCUGCCGCCGCCUGGCCGGUCACUUAAGUUCCACGGCGUGUACGAGCCCAUCAUUUGCCAGCGACCCGGGCCAGGGGAGCUGCCCCUGGCUGACUUCCCCCUGGGAGAGGCAUUCAGCCUGCUGGGUGUGGAGAACCUGGUGCAGCUCUUCACCUGCACCCUGCUGGAGAUGCAGAUCCUCCUCUACUCACAGGACUACCAGAGGUUGAUGACGGUGGCAGAGGGCAUCACCACCCUGCUGUUCCCCUUCCAGUGGCAGCACGUCUACGUUCCCAUCCUGCCUGCCUCCCUGCUCCACUUCCUGGAUGCCCCAGUCCCCUACCUGAUGGGCCUGCAGUCCAAAGAGGGCACCGACCGCUCCAAACUGGAGCUUCCACAGGAGGCCAACCUGUGUUUUGUGGACAUCGACAACCACUGCAUUGAGCUGCCAGAGGACUUCCCCCAGUUUCCAAACAAGACGGAGUUCAUCCAGGAGCUCAGCGAGGUUCUCCUGACCUUCGGCUUGUCCCCUAAUGGGGGGUCUCUCUCGCGGACCCACACCGCCAUCCCCGCCCACCCUGGCAGCAACCCCUCCACCCCAGGCAGGGAGCGCAAAGCCGCCGCAAUCCGGGAUUUGGAGGAUGAUGGCCGUAACGGGAAUCUGGCGGGCGAGGAGCUGGCCAUGCUUGAGCUGCUUCAGGGGAAUGCCACCCUGGAGAGACUGCAGGCACUGGCCAAGCGCACGGGGGUAACAGUGGCACGUGUGGAUGCCCUGAGGGCCGGGGUCAAAGGUCAAGGGACAGAGGGGCAGGGUGGGCGCACGGCAGCAGAAGAGGAGGAGCUGAGGAACGCCAAGCUGAACGUCCAACUAAGGGAGGUGUUCGCCAGCAGAUUCACUACCAUGUUUGCUGACUAUGAGGCCUUCGUCAUCCAGAGCGCCCCGGACCUCGAGUCCUGGCUCACCAACCGAGAGCAGAUGCACAACUUUGACAAGGCCUCCUUCCUGUCGGACCAGCCGGAGCCCUACCUCCCCUUCCUCUCCCACUUCAUCGAGACUCAGAUGUUUGCCACCUUCAUCGACAACAAGAUCAUGUCCCAGUGGGAGGAGAAGGAGCCGCUCCUCCGAGUGUUUGACGGGCGCAUCGACAAGGCCCGCCUGUACAACGUGCGCGCCCCCAGCCUCCGCUCCUCCAACUACCAGAGGUGCACCAUCCUCAAGGAAUCGGCCCAGGCCAUUGAACAGCGGCUGACAAAGAUCGAUCACACGGCCAUCCACCCCCACCUGCUGGAUAUGAAGAUCGGCCAGGGCAAAUACGAGCAGGGCUUCUUCCCCAAACUUCAGGCGGAUGUGCUCAAUGCCGGACCAGCCAAUAACAACAGGUGGUCCCAUCGCACGGCGACUGCCCAGCGCAGGAAGGACCGCCACAGACAGCAGACUGAACACCUGACCCUGGACAACGACCUCAAAGAGCAGAAGUACAUGCAGGAAGCGCGGAGCCUUGGGAAGAACCUCCGUCAGCCGAAGCUGUCCGACUUGUCCCCCGCUGUCAUCGCCCAGACCAACUGGAAGUUUGUGGAGGGCCUCCUGAAGGAGUGUCGUAUGAAGACCAAGCGGAUGCUGGUGGAGAAGAUGGGUCGGGAGGCGGUGGAGCUGGGUCACGGGGAGGUCAGCAUCACCGGCCUGGAGGAGAAUACGCUGAUCGCCAGCCUCUGUGACCUGCUGGAGAGGAUCUGGAGCCACGGGCUGCAGGUCAAACAGGGGAAGUCUGCCCUCUGGUCCCACCUGCUCCAUUACCAGGCCCGGGAGGAGAAACUGGAGCAGCAGCAGACAGAUUCACCAGUGUCCGCUGGUCCUGAGAGGAGGAAGUCCGAGUCGUCCAUCGGGAUGCCAUCUCUACGUGUGUCUGUCAUACAGGACAUGAGGCAUAUCCAGAGCAUGUCUGAGAUAAAGACGGAAGUGGGGCGAGCGAGAGCCUGGAUCCGUCUUUCCCUGGAGAAGAAGCUGCUCUCUCAACACCUCAAACAGCUGCUGUCUCGACAAGCCUUAACCAAGAAGCUGUAUAAGCGCUACGCCUUCCUGCGCUGCGAGGAGGAGAAGGAGCAGUUCAUCUUCCACCUGCUCUCCCUCAACGCCGUCGACUACUUCUGCUUCACCAGUGUCUUCACCACCAUCAUGAUCCCGUACCGCGCCGUCAUCAUCCCCAUCAAGAAGCUGAGCAACGCCAUGACCACCUCGAACCCGUGGGUGUGUGUGUCCGGCGAGCUCGGAGACUCUGGCGUCAUGCAGAUCCCCAAGAACGUCCUGGAGAUGACCUUUGACUGUCAGAACCUGGGGAAGCUGACCACGGUCCAGCUCGGGCACGACAACUCUGGUCUGCUGGCCAAGUGGUUGGUGGACUGCGUCAUGGUGCGCAAUGAGAUCACAGGACACACGUACAAGUUCCCCUGUGGACGUUGGCUGGGUAAAGGGGUCGAUGACGGCAGUCUGGAGAGGGUUCUGAUUGGUGAGCUGGUGCCCAGUGGGGAGGAGGAUUCUGGGAGAUGCUGUCGUACCCCGCCGCUCCAGCGUUCGCCGUCCCAGACCAGACGGAUCAGCAUCACCUCGCUGGCCGGACGUGGCUACAAGCCGACUUCCGCCCAAAUCCAGGAGGCCAUCGGGGAGGCGGUGAACAAUAUCGUCAAACACUUCCACAAGCCCGAGAAAGAGAGAGGCAGUCUGACCAUCCUGCUGUGUGGGGAAAGCGGUCUGGUCGGAGCUCUGGAGCAGUUUUUCCAUCACGGCUUCAAAUCUGCCAGACUUUUCCAGAGAACCGUCUUCGUCUGGGACUUCGUGGAGAAGGCCGUGGCCUACAUGGAGUCCGCCGACCAGAUGGGAGACCUUCAGGAGACGGCCGAGCCCCUGGGGAUGACCUGUCAGUCGCUCUGCCACUACGUCAACGCCAUCAACUCCACCCCCAGGAACAUCGGCAAGGACGGGAAGUUCCAGCUGCUGGUCUGCCUCGGCGCAAGAGACCGCCUGCUGCCCCAGUGGCUCCCCCUGUUGGUGGAGUGCCCGGUAAUCCUGAGGAUGUACGAGGAGUCGGCGCUGCUGAGAGACCGGACCACCGUCAACACCCUCAUCGGCGUCCUGGAGACCCUCCACGACUUCCCCGUCACCCUGGAAACCUCGCUGGUCAAAGGAAUAGACCUUUAGCAGACACACGCACACGCACCCCCCCUCCCCUCUCCCCCUCCCCCCCGUUCCUACAAGGACUGCUGGGAAACCCAGCCGGGACUACAUUUUCUCUGAACCACCCUACCGCUGCUCCUUCCCACCGCCCCAGUUGUAGCUGUCGUGCAUCAUCAAGGCCCGCUUAAGAUGAUUGGCUGCGGGGUUAUUCAUGUAACCUGCGGAGGAGGAGGAGGAGGAGGAGGUGCGAGGGAGUGGAGACUUUAAACAAAGAGACUCUUGGUAACCAAAGCAGCAAGUUCUGCGCUGCAGCACGCCGGGCUGCGGGUGGACAACAAAGUUCUGAUGCAGUAUUAUCACGUAGCCUGUGGUUCUGAAAGACCCGUUUCGACUUUCAGCAGGAAGUCGUUGCGGACGGUUUCCCUUCGUUGCUGCCCGUGUAUGGCCCCGCCUCCUCCGGUAGAUCCUGCUCUGAUGGGAGCCAUCUUUCUUUCACGUGGGUGUCCCGCCUGUGUCUGCAGGCUGCUACGUCUCCCUCCUCAGGCCGGUGUUGGUACUGACAUGCAUGCAGACGGAGCGAACUUGGCCGUGCAAGAAGGAAUCCGGCGCAGAUAGAGACCGCGUCCUCGCUGGCCUUCUGCAGCGACCGUCUCCCCGGGGGGACAAGUGGUGAACAAAACCAUGGCAACGGUAACGAUGACAGCAGCCGAGAGGACAUGGAUUCUGCACCAAACUGAGCCGUAAAUCACAACCCAGCCCCCCCACACCCCCCCACCACCACCACCACUAUGCUGAACUUGUAUUGGACGUUUAGCCUCCGGGUGUUGACGGACAUGAACACUGCUGUAUUUGAUUGGACAGAUGUGUCUCAAAGGCGGGAGCUUGUCUCGGGCCGCUCGGGACACUGAUGGGAGCACACCCGCCUGUUUUAAACUCUGCGUUUGGAUGUGUGUACAUGGGUAUUUGUGCGUCAAGUAUUCGGCGUAUCUACUGGAGGACUGCACUGCAGCAGGGUGUGUGUGUUAGUGUGUGUGUGUGUGUGUUAGUGUGUGUGUAUAUGUGUGUGUGCAUACUGGACCUGUAUGCCUCACACAGUCGUGGACAUUUUCAAGUAUUUACCAUUUACACCGCUUCCGUGCCAGCGCAGGUGUUUGCUUCCUUUUUAGACUUAAAUUAACAUGUGUGAAGUACACUGGAAUACCCCCUCCCCCCCUUUCUCCCCAAUCGUAUUUGGCCAAUUACCCCACUCUCCUGAGUCGUCCCGGUCGCCGCUCCACCCCCUCUGCCGAUCUGGGGAGGGCUGCAGACUACCACAUGCCUCCUCCUCUCAUACACGUGGAGUCGCCAGCCGCUUCUUUUCUCCUGACAGUUAGGAGUUUCCCCAGGGGGGCGUAGCGCGUGGGAGGAUCACGCUAUUACCCCCAGUACCCCCCUCCCCCCGCGAACAGGCACCCCGACCGACCAGAGGAGGCGCCAGUGCAGCGACCAGGACACACACCCACAUCCGGCUUCCCACCCGACCAAGCCGGAGGUAACGCGGGGAUUCGAACCGGCGAUCCCCGUGUUGGUAGGCAACGGAGUAGACCGCCACGCCACCCGGACGCGGAAUACAACAGUUUUUGUCAAAUCGAAGGCGUCGAUCCGGUUCCCGCCAGUUAUCUUCUUUGUGGCUAUGAAGUGCGAGAGUCGGUGUCAUGACGACCGGGACGAGCCCCCCCCCUCUCAGAAAAGCGUCAUUUUAAUCUUUUACUCACGCCGGCGCUGUUGGCGCACAGGAUGUGAGGUUGCACCACUUCCGCCAGUUCUUCCGGUCUGUAAACGAAGCCGGUGCAGAGGCGGUGCAGCUGCACUAAUCGGUGCAUGUGGACGAGGGCCACGUCCGGACCUUGAGAUGUUAUUUAUUGUGAUUUAUUGUCCAGAAAACAGAUUUGUAAACGGAGAUCUCACACCGGAAGCCCGUCAGACUCUCCCCCUUCUGCUUCGUGGUAUCGCCGUUCAGUUCUGUCUUAUUUUUAUCUUUCUGUCUGCUCUGUGAAAGACGGGGCAGAUUGACGGGGUUUAUUUUAACUGCUGGGGUUCGUGGUACCGACUGAGUUUUAAUCCGCGGCAGACUUUAAAGGCAAUGUAACCGGUUAUUUUCUUGCCCGGUGCGGGAUUCGAUACGGCGUGUACUGCACCACAAGGUGACGUCACUAACCGCUCGGCUAAAGGGUCAGACUCGUUAGCUAGGGGCUAACGUGUCUUAUUAGUAGUUUACAUUCGUCACCCUCCCCGGAAGCGCGCCCUGUUCUUCCCGCGCUCCGAAGAGACUUCUGAGGAUCCGCACACUUCCGGAUCCCACCGCUGCCACCAAUGUAACCGGUUAAUUCCUUGCCCGGUGCGGGAUUCGAUACGGGGUGUACUGCACCACAAGGCGAGGUCGCUAACCGCUCGGCUAAAGGGUCAGACCCGUUAGC